CUGUGGUCGAUUCUGGAAAUCCAGCAGUAAACCACCUGCUUCUUGUUUCUUGAAAAUAAAUAAUGUGGCCAUGUGUUUAUUUUACUUAUUUGUUGAGUGUAAUAAUUAUUUGUGUAUCUCAUUAGUAUUUUGGGGUUAAAAGUUUAAUUGGGCAGAAAUUUACAGAAAACUUGGGUUUUUGUUAUUUUCUUCUUUAGUUGAUGAGAAAUAAACUGGUGAGACUGACACAGCGGUGCCAACAUCACAGAAUGGUCACCCCCUGUUUCUUUAAAGUAUUACCGUUUGUUUGAAAUGAUGUUGAAUGCGACCGUUGUUCCAAAACUGGCCUUCGAGUUACUCCAAGAAACAGAAAAAUCGUACAAAGGCCAAAAAAAACUACCCAACGAGACCCUCACACAGUUGCACUCAUUUUUCGGCUCUACGCUUUCUCAAGCAAGCGAAUUACUCGAAACUUGCAAAAUUACCAAAUACGAGACUAAAGACAAGACUCGCAGUAUUUACAAAGUCGGAAGUAACUUGGAAAGAUACACGAUUUAUAACGAUAUCAAUUUUUGCCAAUGUCAAGCUUUCCAGUCGCAAGUUUUAGAAGACAACACCAGUCUGACAUGUAAACAUGUAUUAGCUUUGAAAUUAAACCAAAUCACUGAUGUUAUUAAAGUCAAAACUGAAACUGUGACCGAUUCACAAUUUGUGGAGUUUUUACAUGAACAAUUGAGUAGUCUUAAGGAGUAGACAGUGAAAUAAAACAUAUCAUGACGUAUAUAACAUAUAUUACAGUUUUUAGGGGGAGGGGUACACUUCUGAAACAUCUAUUGUCCUUAUUUGAUUUUUUUUCAAAUAGUGACCAUGUCUUAAAGCAGCUUUGAAAAAAAUAAGAGCAGAAACAUAUGAAGAUAUGAUCACUAUUUUAUAAUACUGACUUUUAUUUUGUGAAACAUUGUUUUUUAAACAAAACUGUACUGAUUUUCAACAGCUCUUGCUUCAGAAAUUUGUUCCAGUGUUGUUUCCUGAGUUCGUACACUCCCGUUAUGUGUUUGGACCUAAAAAAUGCGUCAGAUAAAGCCACGAUAAGGAUAACAUAUAAAAAAAUAAAACAAGCAGUAAAAUCAGUAAUUUAUUUUGUAUAAUUUGUACUAUUGCUAUGGAUAGUUUUGUAUUUUUAUAAAUAAAAAAAUAAAUGAACUUAAAAAUAAA
Messenger RNA from Tribolium madens (black flour beetle), 1194 nucleotides. RefSeq names its product zinc finger SWIM domain-containing protein 7-like. Gene Ontology annotation, biological process: double-strand break repair via homologous recombination. Lineage: Eukaryota; Metazoa; Arthropoda; Insecta; Coleoptera; Tenebrionidae. The record is from RefSeq and is a predicted model, not a curated record. The transcript is spliced from 3 exons. Gene Ontology annotation, molecular function: zinc ion binding. The coding region runs from base 292 to 732 and encodes 146 amino acids. Gene Ontology annotation, cellular component: Shu complex.